This is a messenger RNA of Myotis lucifugus (little brown bat), 1813 nucleotides long. It is a transcript of the gene NQO1, whose product is annotated as NAD(P)H quinone dehydrogenase 1. Lineage: Eukaryota; Metazoa; Chordata; Mammalia; Chiroptera; Vespertilionidae. The transcript is spliced from 6 exons. Gene Ontology annotation, cellular component: cytosol. Bases 398 to 1222 code for a protein of 274 amino acids. The record is from RefSeq and is a predicted model, not a curated record. Gene Ontology annotation, molecular function: NAD(P)H dehydrogenase (quinone) activity.
GGCCAAAGGGCGCGCCCACCGAGCCCCGACGCCACCAGGAACUGCCUCCUUGGGUCCCAAGGCGGUUGCAGGGCUGUGGCCAGAUGGGCACACCUCCCACUCCCUCCCAGGAGACCCCUCUCACCCCCCACCCCCAGGGCACCCUUCUUCCAGGUCCCGAGGUCCCCCGUCCAGUACCCAGCCUCCCCUUUCCUUCCUGGAACCGCAGCCUCCGCGAGCUCCGCCCUGCAUCCCAGGGCCCCGGUGGCCGGCUCCGCCUUUGCUGGGUACUUGGCUCGUGUGGCCGGGGUGGGCCAGGCCAGAUAUAAAGCAGCCUCGGCUCGGCUGGCAGCACCCACAAGCCUCCUAAGACCUUGCCCCAGCCACCAGCCCCGCCACUCAGCGCACCGCCGGAGCCAUGACGGGCAGAAAAGCAUUGAUCGUACUGGCUCACGCAGAGAGGACAUCCUUCAACUAUGCCAUGAAGGAAGCUGCUGUAGAGGCUCUGAAGAGGAAAGGAUGGGGGGUCACUGUGUCAGACCUGUAUGCCAUGAACUUCAAUCCCGUCAUCUCCAGAAAGGACAUUACAGGUAAACUGAAGGACCCUGAGAACUUUAAGUAUCCUGCCGAGUCUGUUUUGGCUUAUAAAGAAGGCCGUCUGAGCCCAGAUAUUGUGGCUGAACAAAAGAAGCUGGAAGCUGCAGACCUUGUGAUUUUUCAGUUCCCACUGCAGUGGUUUGGAGUCCCUGCCAUCCUGAAAGGCUGGUUUGAGCGAGUGCUCAUCGGGGAGUUUGCUUACACGUACGCUGCCAUGUAUGACAAGGGACCCUUCCGGAACAAGAAGGCAGUGCUGUCCAUCACCACUGGUGGCAGCGACUCCAUGUACUCUCUGCAGGGAGUCCACGGGGACAUGAACAUCAUUCUCUGGCCAAUUCAGAGUGGCACUCUGCAUUUCUGUGGCUUCCAGGUCUUAGAACCUCAACUGACAUACAGCAUUGGGCACAUUCCCGCGGAUGCCCGACUUCAGGUCCUGGAAGGAUGGAAGAAACGCCUGGAGAGUAUCUGGGAUGAGACUCCACUAUAUUUUGCUCCAAGUAGUUUCUUUGACCUAAACUUUCAGGCAGGAUUCUUAAUGAAAAAGGAGGUCCAGGAAGAGCAGAAAGCUAAGAAGUUUGGCCUUUCUGUGGGCCAUCACUUGGGCAAGUCCAUUCCGACGGACAACCAGAUCAAAGCCAGAGAAUAAGACUCACAAGGCUUGAUUUUCUUCUAAAAUGUAGCCAAGUCUAGGUUUCUUCUUCAGGCUUCCUUUAGUUUUUAAGAUUUGUGCCUUUCUUUUUCCACGAGGAAUGAAUAUAAGAGAGAUUAGACUAUUCAUACAUUUUUCAAUAGUUUUUUUAAAAACAUAACUGAUUUUUACAAUUGCUAUCAUGGCAACAUCUGAUUAGGUUCAAGAGGCCAUUUAAAAUAUAAAGCAGGGAAAGGUGUAGAAAGGUGCUAGAAAAUAUCCUUUAAAGUCCUGUGUACAACUUAAUCCUUCUCUUAGGGACACAUUUUUAGGGUUAAAUCUGGCUAUAAAACAUCUAACUCUUCAAUGAUCUAUUUUUCUUUUAAUUAUCUCUCUGUGGUUUGCAGCAAAAGGGAAUUGCCCAGAGAAAGCAAUGACUGAAUCGGUCAGACCUAAGGGACUUGUUUGUGAUAUGCAUUGGUUUUAAUUACUACAUAGUGACUGGUAUGGCUAAUCUGAGUGUUACUCUUCCUUUAACUUCUGUUGUUUGUAUACAGUACACACAGGUAUCUUGAAAUGAAAAGCUAAUAAAAGUCUCCUUUACCUCAA